GGGGUUACUGGAGAUACUGUAGUAGUAGUAAGAAGUGCAUCUUAGUUCAGUAGUAUUGGAAGUGAUUAUGAUAGUUGGACACAUAGUUAAGCUGAAUUGGGAUGAGGCGACAUUGAGCAGUCCGUACGACAUUAUGCUCAGAACCCACCCCAAGUGACACUAAUAACAGUAACAGUAAUGACUGAAAAUCACGACAUUUCUCUCGCAGUUAAACUAAAGUCGAAGUUUUAGUAUGGUUCACUAAACUACUGCUAUAUAUGUCCAACCACAGACAUGGCUAAAUCAUCUACCCUCGUUACAUACUUUGUAGGGUUACUCCUAUUGGUGCAUUCGGGCUACUCAUCAUAUGAAUUUCAUAAAUUAUCAGCUAUUACUCAUCAAUCCCUGCAUCUUCCAAUAGAUAUAUUAGUAGAAACCCUUGUGGGUAUAAUAGUAAUAGUAAUUGGAGGAUUUAAUUCAAUUGAAAAUAGUUCAGUAUUAACAUUUGAUGGUCGUGAGAUUCAACCCGAUUAUAAAUAUCUUAAACCCAUAGAAAUGAAGGAUUCUGUCAAGUUGAUUGAACGAAUCGGAACUAGUGAUUAUGAAGAAUUGGAAUCAAGACUUCCAUUUAUUGAUAUAGUAGGUAAAAGGAAAAAGUAUGAUGAAUGGGUUAAAAGUCAUCAGGAUUGAAUAUAUUAGGGUAUAUAUGCAUAUAUAUAUAUAUAUAUAUAUUUAAUUAAUAAUUAAUUAAUUAGUUAUUUCUAUUAUGGUCUAUGUAUACUAAUUUACGCUAAUUGU
Scheffersomyces amazonensis is the source of this 777-nucleotide messenger RNA. RefSeq lists its product as uncharacterized. The record is from RefSeq and is a predicted model, not a curated record. The transcript has a single exon. NCBI's taxonomy places the organism in Eukaryota, Fungi, Ascomycota, Pichiomycetes, Serinales, Debaryomycetaceae. Gene Ontology annotation, biological process: protein folding in endoplasmic reticulum. The coding region runs from base 274 to 669 and encodes 131 amino acids. Gene Ontology annotation, cellular component: EMC complex.